Molecule: messenger RNA, 1191 nt
Organism: Panicum hallii
Lineage: Eukaryota; Viridiplantae; Streptophyta; Magnoliopsida; Poales; Poaceae
Exons: 2
Coding region: 1-1191 (396 amino acids)
Molecular function (GO): protein binding
Source: RefSeq, a predicted model, not a curated record
AUGGCCGCGCGCCGGUCCUGGGCGGAUCUCCACGACGACCUCUUCGCCGAGAUCGCCCGUCGCCUGCCGUGCCUCGCCGACCGCGUCCACGCCGCCUGGGCGUGCCGCUCCUGGCGCGACGUCGUGCUGCAGGACCCGAGCCCGCCCCAGCUCCCGUGGCUCCUCCUCCCGUACCAGAGCGCCGCCGCCCUCCCGCACGGCGCCACCCGCAGGGCGUCCUUCUUCUGCGUUCUCUGCGACCGCGCCCACCGCGUCGCCGUCCCGCACUUCACGGGCCGCGCGCGCUUCUUCGGCGCGUACCCCGGUGGCUGCCUUUUCCUCGCCUACGGACAGAGCUACAACCACGGGCUGAUCAACCUCCGCACCCACGAGAGCAUCCACCUCCCCGACUACGGUCACCACGACGGCGACGCCAUCACACGGGGCGGAUUGGCGUCGCAGCAUCCCAUGCUCAUCCUCGCCGCCACCCUUUCUGCCCCGCCGUAUUUCUCCUUCUCCGGUAAGCCGCAUAUUACGUUCUGGCGCAUGGGGAGCCGGCUGGCCUCCUGCACGUCGCGGCUGGACGCCGCCGCCGAGGACGUCAUAUACCACAACGGCGCCUUCCAUUUCGUCACCCGGCGAGGGGAUCUGCUCGUGUGCACUCCAGAAUUCCAAAAUGAAGCGCCCGUGGAGCAACUGCGAGUGCGGAGUGAGUACCGGAUUACGGUGGGCCUGAUGAACGCCGGCGCUCGCUACCUCGUCGAGUGCCGCGGCGAGCUUCUGAUGGUCUUGCGAGAUCAGGCUCAUCAAGAGGUGACGUCGUCGUUCAGGGUGUUCCGGAUGACGCCGGAGGAGCAGGCAGUGGACGCCGACGGUAUCGUCCUCAACUAUGCUUUCUGCAGCUGGACCGAGCUGCCCGCGCUGGAUGGCCGGAUGCUGUUCGUCGGGCGCGGCUGCUCCACAUCCUUCGAGGAUGCUCAUUUCCCCGGAUCUCAGGAAGGCGUCUACUUCUUGGACGACGGGAGUUUCCACGCGGCGCCGAUGAUAUGCUACGGAGACGGGCCCCUGCAGUACAGCUGCUGCAACGACGGGGUCUGGUCCGGGGCUCCGGGCCGCCUGACCAUGUCCGCCACUGGGUCCGGGGACAACGCCCAUCAACCUACUCGCCUCCUACUCGCCUGUUGUCGAUCUUGCUUUGCUGCCACUCGAUGA